AUGAAGAUGUGGAAUGGAGUGGGAGAGUUGAUCAUAAGAGACGAAGGUGAUGCUGGUCGCCGGUGUGCUCAGGAAACAGAUGGAUUUGAUUCAGCUGAAACCACUCCGGCCAAGUGGAGCUCUUCACCGGAUAAGUUGGAUGCAUUGGCAAUCGGUCAACCAACGUUUGCCAAGGAUGAGGAUGAGCUAGGAGCUUUGCGAUGCGAUUGGCUUCCUCCCAGUCAUUUCCAGUGCUUUCAGACGUGUGAUGAAAUUCUUCGAGAAGUGGUGGAAGAAAUCAGUAUUGCAGGCUCAGUGUUUCCCUCUAGACGGGUAUUUUUGCAAAGCAAAUUGCAGAAAAUUGGAUCAAAUGAGAAGGAGGGGGAAGAUACAGUGUAUGCAUUUGGAGAGACUAAUUUGCAGAGUCUGUUCGAGCGGAUUGCGACCAGGGGUGGCAAGGGCUUUGCGAAAGAGGAGAUUGGAGAGGGCCAAACAGCCGAAGCGGAGAGCUUUAAGACAACUGCGACUGAAUCCUCGACCAAGGCGCUUUCUGGACAUGGUGAAUCCUGA
Molecule: messenger RNA, 549 nt
Organism: Hydatigera taeniaeformis
Lineage: Eukaryota; Metazoa; Platyhelminthes; Cestoda; Cyclophyllidea; Taeniidae
Source: the annotation of a GenBank genome assembly